Phytomonas sp. Hart1 is the source of this 737-nucleotide messenger RNA. The record is from the annotation of a GenBank genome assembly. NCBI's taxonomy places the organism in Eukaryota, Euglenozoa, Kinetoplastea, Trypanosomatida, Trypanosomatidae.
AGAUCGGAAGGGAUUUAAAUUGCCCAAUAAAGUUUCAAAAUAAAUAAAUUUAAGUCCUUUCUACUCUGUUUUAACCCCUUUGAAACGUUUUAGUUUCUUCCUUCAAAAUAGAUUCUAAAAUGCCCUCGUCUCGUAGGUCUAAUUCAGGGCGGCGUGACUUCCCACCUGCUGUGCAGCAAAGCGAAGCAAAGCUGGAUCCUGAACCCUCCGCACCGCACACGGGCAAGAUUAACGGCUCAAUUCAUCCAAUUAAAGCGACCUAUUUCUCAAACUCGGUUAACAGUUCGUAUUUAGGUGACAUAAAACUCGUGAAUGCGACUCUGUCUGAGAUCUCUGGAUACGAAGGUACAUGGAGGUUCGGACGGAACGAGAGGGGCCUUCCCUUUUGGAUCUCGGUGAUCGUGAUGGAGGUUCUUCUGUUUGUCUGGCUUCGCUGGACGGCGGAGGUGUACACCGAGAUUCGUCCGAAACUCGGGAAAUUCUUUAAGUAAAUUCAUUUAUAAGGAUGAGAAGAGGAGGAAGUAAUUAAAUAUACGCACACACUAGUAUAAUAUAUAUCAUGUGGGCAUUUAUGUAUGUACAGGGCAACUCACAUUUUAAAAUACACUGUUUAUUUUAUACUUUCAUACGUGCCAUGUAUUAACUAGUUGUCUUCGUAGUUUUCACUCCGUAAAUUUUUUUUUUGCUGAUGAAAAUUUAGAACUAAGUAGCAUAUAUCCGUCUUGGAUAGCAUUUCA